AUGCCAGAGGAAGAAACAUUACAACAUGAGACGGAGGCUGAGGUGGAAAUGGUAGAAGUCAUUUGUUUGUCUCAAGUAGCAAGUGGCAGCAGAGCCACACCUGUUGCUUCACCAGCACCUAAUGAACAACAGGUGCAAGAAGUAACUCUGCAGUCAGCAGCACCACAAAAAACAGUGAGAGGCAGCAGAGCAGCAGCUGUCGUUACGUCACCACCCAUUUUACGAUAG
Molecule: messenger RNA, 228 nt
Organism: Parnassius apollo (apollo)
Lineage: Eukaryota; Metazoa; Arthropoda; Insecta; Lepidoptera; Papilionidae
Source: the annotation of a GenBank genome assembly